UUAACACCUAAGCCACAUGAUAUGUUGGAGCUGUGACAGCAUAGGUCAUUGGAAAGCUCUGUGAAUAAACAGUCGAGUUAUACACUUCAUUGGGUCAUGGACUCUACAAGGUGUCAAGUUCUACAGGGAUUCUGACCCAUGUUGAGUCCAAUGCUUCCCACAGUUGUCAGGAUGUCCGUUGGUCCACCACCCAUUCUUAAUACACACAGGAAACUUGGGAUUACGGUAUGUAACUCUGGUUCUUUGAAGGAGAUGAGGGAGACCUCUCACUAUGGGACACGCCUUUACGGGUCAUUGGUUGAAGCCUUAUUCAAUCACACCAAUCAGAGCUUUGUGGGUGUAUGCCCUGUGUGUCUAUAUCACCCUGCACUACUCUGGUUUCCUCAUUCUAAGAACUACCUCUUACACAAGUCAGAGAACAUAAUAUUCAGUGCCCCUUAUGUGGCAAUUUCUCUAGCGGAAUGUUCUCGGAGACUGCAAUCCCCAGCUGUACGCCUUGGCGAUAGCCUCCAAUGGGAGAGGUGUUUGGACAAAGCAGGGUUGGCAAAGCAAACAGUUGGUCAUAGUUUCAGAAUGGCCUAGUCCUGUCCAUGUAGAGGCGCUGGGCGCGGCACUGGACACAAUGUGUUAAGGUGCCGCUGCUCUGGAGAAGAGCACAGUGGAAGGUGGAAGAGGUCAGUGGCUUGAAUGACAUUUAGAAAUUAACGCAACGUUAGGACGUAUCAUAACCUUGAAGUAGUUGAGGGGGGUUCGUGAAGGUCGCUAGCGGGCUUGGCCAAGGCGAGAAACGGGGCUGACGUAUGUCACCGUUGGCUUAUUGUCUGACCUGACAAGGACAUGUUGGCCCUGUAGGAAUAGACAAAAGUGCCUGAGGGAUAAUGACAGUUUAGAGCUAGAACAUGGAUAUGGGCUGUACGCAGUCUGACCAUAUGCCGUUCACUGUAUGCCCUUCGUGGACUGCCCUCCCCCUCCCAUCCCUAUAGUGAUGCAUCUAUUUGUCACUACUUUGCAUGUGAAGACUGUCCCAGUAGGAUUGAAGUGUCGAUAGACACUUUGCUGAGAGAAGCACGUACCUGUGGAUAGACUAGUUCAAGCAGAGUGAGGUCACCCACAGCUGGAUAGCUGAGUUAAGGAGACCAAGCAGAACCACUACAAUCAUGGAGCCCAGGAAGCUUCAGACACAUCUAGUAUGUGGCUGAUGUUGCCGUGCGAAACAGGCAAUGGUGAAAAUGUCACUCCAUGGUGAGGGCUGGGGAGGCUGGCUACUAUGGUCGUUGAGGUCAGAGGAGUUCUGCCAGCUUAUCAAGGCCCUGUGCCUUGCGCUAGGUGUGCUGAUUCUUCCCAACAGAUGGCGCCAAGGGGGUAUCCACUGCUAAUUGCUUGGAGUGAUGCCCUGAGGCACUGCGUUGCUGGUGAGCGGACUGUCUGUCCCAGGAUCGGAGCUGCAGGAGAAGGCUGAGACUUCUUGGGGAUCCUCCAGUUCUGUGAGGGAGGACUCCUAGUGAUGACCUGGGUGAAUGUGGGCUUCUGGGGAUUCAGGGCUUGCUUCUGGGGAUUCAGGGCUUGCUUCUGGGGAUUCAGGGCUUGCUUCUGGGGAUUCAGGGCUUGCUUCUGGGGAUUCAGGGCUUGCUUCUGGGGAUUCAGAGCUUGCUUCUGUGGUAAGCGCCUCACUCUCCUUUUCUUAGAAUUUAACCUGGUCUGGUUGGAUCGAUCUGUCCAUUCAGGUAGGGCAGCGCAUUUGAUUGCCUUUGAAGAAAGGUCAGUUAUUGACUCCUGCCCUACCUCUUCAGUCUGGCUGGGUAGCACAAACUGAGCAGAGGAGAAAUUAUUCUGUGGUGUAAUCCAUCUGCUGGUCAAAGGGUGCUGCCUAAUGUGGCAAGAGACAUGCCGUCGUCCUCACAUCCGGAUUCGUCGGCAUUAAUGUCCACCCCCUGGUAAAAGUGGGGAAUUCUCCGAAUCAGCCUGAAGCGCAGACUGAGGGGAUGCCUAAAGUAGCUUCUCCCUCUGGGACUUCGUUGUCAACUGAGUUGUCCUCGCGCAGGUAUGAGGCCUGGGCAAUACUUUCCAUGUACUUCAUGUCUAAGGAGACGAGUCCAGCUGAGCGCGAUGCACACAACUAGCGGGGGUCGAUGGGAGCCUCCAUAGCGUCCCGGACGUGUAAUGCCUGCAGUUGCCAGGGUGAGCGUUGCUAGGCUUUUGCUGCUUUUUCUCCCCUUUCCCUGACGACUUGGCCGGUAAGCCUGUUGGACAUUGCAUUUCGACAGGACGGACAAAAGCACAUGGAAUUACCGGGGGGCUAGCUAGCCACUCCACGCGCUGCUCCUACAAUGGGAAUUUGGGAGAGACACUGGGUAAUGUGAGUUUGAGCCAGGUACGACUCCAAGUUCAGAGUGUGGACAGACCUCUGUACCGCGGCACAUAUCAUUGCUUCCAGUCUAUCGUAAGGCAAGAGUCGAUGACUGGUCUGUACAAAGGCAUUGGCUCCCCCAUGAUGGGUCUGACCUUCAUCAACGCCAUCGUGUUCGGUGUCCAGGGCAACGCCAUGCGCAGGCUGGGCCACGACACGCCGCUCAACCAGUUCCUGGCCGGGGCGUCGGCGGGCGCGUUGCAGAGCGUCAUUUGCUGCCCCAUGGAGCUGGCCAAGACGCGCAUGCAGCUGCAGGGGUUGGGUGAGAGGAAGUCCAAGCAGAAGCUGUACAAGAACUCUCUGGACUGCCUGGUGCGCAUCUACCGGAAGGAGGGCUUCCGCGGUAUCAACCGGGGUAUGGUGACCACGCUAGUCCGUGAGACACCGGGUUUCGGGAUCUACUUCCUGACCUAUGAUGUACUGACGCGCUCUCUGGGCUGCGAACCCGAUGACCCCUACAUGAUCCUCAAGUUGCUGUUUGCCGGAGGCAUGUCGGGCAUCACCUCGUGGAUCUCCACCUACCCUGUUGACGUCAUAAAGUCCCGGCUCCAGGCGGACGGCGUGGGCGGCCACAACAAGUACAAUGGCAUCGCUGACUGUGUGCGUCAGAGCCUGAAGAGGGAGGGCUGGCGGGUGUUCACGCGCGGCCUCACCUCCACGCUGCUCCGGGCGUUCCCCGUCAACGCCACAACCUUCGCCACCGUGACUCUGUUCCUCAUGUACAUGCGAGACGAUGAGGGCGCCGUCAAUGACUGCGAGCCCCAGCCUGCCCACUCCUCUCUCGCUGUGAGCCCACAGCAGGGCCAGCCCUCAAGCUUGUGAAUGGGAGAAGGUGGUGUUUCUGCUCUGGUGACCCUUAUUGGGUUGGAAGUGGUCCCACAAUGCACCAGCUAAUAAGCUGAUGUGACUUGACCGCUCAACGUCAGCUUCACGAAGGCUAUUUUUACAAGAUGUAUGUAUGUUCCGAUGGUAAACCGCGCUUGUAAAUACUUGUCCCAUUUUGACCCCUGGUUUUUACAGAGUACACUUUUUUUAUUAUAUAUAAUUUAGUCUUUUUGAGAAGUAAUUGGGGAAAGAAACUAGCAGUGAAAAAGCACAUGUCUGACCUAGUCAUCCCUUGUGCAUGAACAGUAGGGCAAACACGUAUUUAGUCAGCCACCAAUUGUGCAAGUUCUCCCACUUAAAAAAGAUGAGAGAGGCCUGUAAUUUUCAUCAUAGGUACACUUCAACUAUGAGAGACAAAAUGAGAAAUUCAGAAAAUCACAUUGUAGGAUUUGAAUUUAUUUGCAUGAAUUUAUUUGCAAAUUAUGGUGGAAAAUAAGUACAGUUUAUCUCAAUUUGUUAUAUGCCCUUUGUUGGCAAUGACAGAGUUCAAAUGUUUUCUGUAAGUCUUCAAGGUUUUCACACACUGUUGCUGGUAUUUUGGCCCAUUCCUCCAUGCAGAUCUCCUCUAGAGCAGUGUUUUGGGACUGUUGCUGGGCAAACAGACUUUCAACUCCCUCCAAAGAUUUUCUAUGGGGUUGAGAUCUGGAGACUGGCUAGGCCACUCCAGGACCUUGAAAUGCUUCUUACGAAGCCACUCCUUCGUUGCCCGGGCGGUGUGUUUGGGAUCAUUGUUAUACAUUAAAGACCCAGCCACGUUUUAUCUUCAAUGCCCUUGCUGAUGGUAGGCUUUGUCACUUUGGUCCCAGCUCUCUGCAGGUCACCUACCACUGCUUAUCCAGAAAGGAAGCCAUUUCAUUGGUUCAAAUCAAUGAUUCUGCCGGCUAGGACCAUAAACAUUUUUUUUUUUUUAAAUCUCCCCUGUUGGAAUGCCACUGGAUAUUUCGGAGUCUGGUGUGAGGUCUGCAUUACCUGGUUCCUUUUUAAAUUACUCUUGGCUGAAUUUACACAGGUAGCCCAAUUCUGAUCUUUUGCCCAAUUGUUGGUGAAAGAGCUGAUCUGUUUGUUCAAAAUACCAGUUGUUGCCAAAUAGAUCAGAAUUGGGCUGCCUGGGUAUAAGCAGCCUUCAUUCUUCUAAAUAAUCCUAAAGUUAAACAGUCAUGAUUUUCAACUCCGUCUCGUCUCAGACCUUGUAAAGGUGACACAUUAUUUCUCAUUUUACUGAAAGAUUCAGCAUUAACUGAAAUAUUUGCUCAUGUGUGCUGAAAUGACUGCAUGAAAUGUCAUGAGCGAAGUGCAGAGCAAAAAUGAUAAUAGUUUUGAUUUAAAACAUGUUUUGUUAGUACAAUAGAAUUGUACUUUGAGGCGGCAUAGUCCCUAGCAGUAUAAAUCUACAGCCUGAUUGUUACAUUUUGGGCAAGUGGUACAAUUGCAAGUGGUACAAUUUUUACAAACCAACAUGAUAUUGACUAUACAUCUCAUGAUUUUUAUUUUUUAUAAAUUAUUCUACAAGUAUGUGUAAAGUAAUCUCUUAAAUAUUGCGUCUUUUCACGUACAGACCUUGACUUUAAUUGCAACCUUGUGGUUCACAAGAACGUGUUACUUAACUAGUUUCUCUAUGAUGGACGACAUUGCUUGUACAGAGACGUGUUACAAAUGAUGUAUUUAUACUGUGAAUUUGGGUCCGUGCUUUCGCUCCCUUGUCUUGUUUCUUUUAUAGCACCUAGACAUUCGAGGGCAACUCGACUAAAUGGAAUGCUGCUUCCUUUCUGUUUUACUGUGAUGUAAUACGACCAAUUGGAGCUAGCUAUUUGGUCAGAAGAGCACAAGUGCUUGACGAGGCCAGUUACUCUUAAUUUGUACGUGCCAUAUUUGUUCUGUAUCGGUCGUAAUGUCUUUCAACCAAAGCAAUAUGUGGAAAAAACAUGUCAGAAUAAAACUAUAUGAUAUGA
Molecule: messenger RNA, 5241 nt
Organism: Oncorhynchus keta (chum salmon)
Lineage: Eukaryota; Metazoa; Chordata; Actinopteri; Salmoniformes; Salmonidae
Product: mitochondrial basic amino acids transporter-like
Exons: 3
Coding region: 2456-3229 (257 amino acids)
Biological process (GO): mitochondrial L-ornithine transmembrane transport
Cellular component (GO): mitochondrion
Molecular function (GO): high-affinity L-arginine transmembrane transporter activity
Source: RefSeq, a predicted model, not a curated record